Linepithema humile (Argentine ant) is the source of this 1423-nucleotide messenger RNA. Its product is annotated as pentatricopeptide repeat-containing protein 2, mitochondrial. NCBI's taxonomy places the organism in Eukaryota, Metazoa, Arthropoda, Insecta, Hymenoptera, Formicidae. Gene Ontology annotation, molecular function: RNA binding. The record is from RefSeq and is a predicted model, not a curated record. Gene Ontology annotation, biological process: mitochondrion organization; regulation of mRNA processing; multicellular organism development. Gene Ontology annotation, cellular component: mitochondrion.
CGGUUCACAUGCGUUCCUCUUCAUUUUGUUUCGUGUGCCGCUCAACGUGUGAUAUUUGUAGCCUACGUUGUUAAAAUAAAUAUAUAUAAAUAAAAGAAAGGAUUUAAAAUAUUAUAUACAGAAAUAAUGGCAGCGACAAUAAGGAGUCUUAUGAGAUUCAAUGUUGGUCUAGUCAACAAUACUCUUCUGAGAAAUAACGUCUUAAACUCCUGCAGAUUUUUAUAUUCUGAGAAAAGUUUGGGUUUAAAUGGCUAUGAAAAUGCGCGAUUAAACUUUCGCAACCAAUUUUUAAAUGUGGAGUCUGACUUUCGUACGAAGAUGCAGCAAAUAUGCGAGACAGACUCAGAUUCAAACAUGAUCUUCACAGAAGAUUUGAAAUCAAUGUUGCAUUUAGCCCAAAAGAAACCAGAGGAUAUUGAAUUGAUCAUCAAAAUGUUAACCAAGUUUAAUAAUCAAAAUAAACAAUUGAGAUUUGGUACAUUUGUCUUUGGUCCUGUAGUAAUGCGCACUUUCUACUAUCUGGAUGAGCCAGAUCUUGCAUUAACUGCUUUUAAAGAUCCACAGUUUGAGCAUUUCUUUAAUCAGCUCACUAGUUACCAAAUUCUUCUAACUUUAUUAUAUAAACACAAAAAGUAUUCAGAAAUGAGAGAUGUGUACGAUAUUAUUAAAACUAAAAAUAUGGAAACUGGUGGAUACCCUAUAAAUUCUUCCAUAUUGAUCAUGGCUGCCUGUUAUAAAGAGAACACGCCAGAAACAUUGGAAUAUGCUUUGACCCUCUGGAAAGAGUUAAACGAAAAGGGAUGCCAAAUCAUGAGAAGAGCUUCUACAUUUGUAGCAGCUUUAGCUAUUAAGCAAAAUUCACCUCAUAUAGCUAUCGAAAUCUUAAGUACAUUGAAAGAAGCUCGAUACAUUGAUGUCAGAUGUUUAAAAGUUGUAGCAUACACAGACUUGAAGAGGUUUACUGAGAUAGUACCUAUUCUCAGAGCAUCGAUAGAACACGAUAGACCACAUCUUAGGAAAGAAUGUUACUUUGUAGAUGUGAUCGAAAAAUUGGAAGAUGUUUUGACAAGGGAGAAUGUUCCUAAAGAUUUUGAACUUUAUAAAUUGAUCAAGAUAUUAAAGGAAAACAAUCAUAUGUUCCAGAAUAUCUUGGAUGAGCAUCUUUGCAUGGAAAUCAAUCCACUCAAACGCAGAUUGAUAGACAGAGACUCCGAUGACCCUAUGAAACAGCGGCAACGAGAAUUCACGAGCAAUCGGGACAUCGGUGCGAGACCGGUGUUACAAAAUCUUUUGUAAAUGUAUUCUAUAUGGAAGUUGUAGAAUGUGACUAACAUCGCAACAAUUACUAGUUUAUGUUAGGUAACUUUAAGAAUUAUAUUUAAACUUAUAAAUAAACAUCUCCAGUUGACCGAUAACGGUAGAA